Aspergillus sclerotioniger CBS 115572 is the source of this 662-nucleotide messenger RNA. RefSeq lists its product as uncharacterized. Lineage: Eukaryota; Fungi; Ascomycota; Eurotiomycetes; Eurotiales; Aspergillaceae. Bases 96 to 533 code for a protein of 145 amino acids. The transcript has a single exon. The record is from RefSeq and is a predicted model, not a curated record.
AAAAUGAAGGACAAAGAAUGCAAAAAAGUAUAAUCAAUUGAUGGUAUCAACCUACACAGCCUACGAGUAACUAAUAUAUUUGUAGCCCUCCGUCCAUGCACCCUCUCGCCAUGGAAAAGCAAGACAGAAGGUGUUUGGUAAUUGGAGGGCAUGGGAUCUCCUCUCGGCACGUAAUAAAAAUCCUUCAGCAAGCGCGCAUGGGGAAUAAGCGCGAAGCUGUACACACAUAUGCCUGUCAUCAUCGUCAUCAUCACCAUACUACGGUAUUUCCACCACCGAAGCAAAUCGACCACCAGCCAUGGAAUAAAAAGCCAACAACAACAAAACCAGAACCCAGUGUCGAGGCCAAAGUUCCAAGGAAAGUCGAAGAAGCAGCAGAACCGAAUCCAUUUGCUUUAUGUGACAACCGUUCUCGACCCAACGGAUAUUCCAUUCAUCCAUCGUCCAUCCAUAACCCUUGUGGUGAAUUGUCGUCGCAGGUAGGAGAGGGAAGAAACAAUCAACCAACUCAAAUCGCUUUCAUUUCUUUUUAAAACGUUUCUAUAUUAGUUGGAAGAAGUGGAUUUAUGCGACCUCGCGCUUGCCCUCCUUGCGCUCCUUCUGUGGGGUUGUUAGUGGGUGGUUCGGAUUUCGCGGGGUUGUACGUUGGAUGGGUGGUGUAG